UACAGAUGUCAUUCUUCAGAAGUACUUCUGUUGUUUGGAGUGCCUGCUCGCAGAUCUCCCCAGACUUUCUUCGUUAUUGGUUUCUUCUCGCUUCAUUUCGCAAUUGGCCCUGUUGAGAGAAUGAUGAGUUCCGUGACUACUUCGAUGAAAAUCCGAGGUUUUAGCUUUAAGUGGGUUGUCAUCGCUGCUGCUUUGCUGGUUAGCAUUUGGUGCAGUGGAUGUGCCUUGGGAGCACCACUUCCGUUGGCUGACUCGAGCAAACCGUCCAAAGAAGUCGUUGAUUCAGUCACAUACGAAACAGCUCUGGAAUGGAUGAAAAAGUACAAGGUUUGGAAACCAGGACAUGACAACAACUUCACCUAAAUGAUCUCAGAGGUACAGCGCAUGGCUGGGUUAAGUGUCACCGGGGAAUUGGAUUUCGACACCAAAAAACUGAUUGUUAUUCCUCGAUGUGGAAAUGUGGAGUACAACGACAAGCCACACCGAUAUGGAGAGGCAAAGGGAAGAAACAAACGUUUUGUUUACUUUCAAAACUACGUGGACCUGUUUUGUGAAGCUCGAAGGCAAAUGAUCUUCACAAUUAUGUUCCACCGAAGAUCUGCUGCGGGGCAAAUUUCAAUGCUGAGCAGAAUGUUGGGACGGUUGGCAAAUUAUGUUCCCGCCGGAACAAGAUGCCGAAUCACUAAGCGCUCGACUCAAGCCGACCCAAAAGGCCGAGUUCUUGUACGAUUUUUGAAAGGAAACCAUGGUGACCCCUCUCCAUUUGAUGGAAAAGGCGGAACAUUCGGACAUGUGUUUUAUCCAAAUUCCAGCAAGGAUUCCCCUGUUGAGAUCCAUUUUGACGACGAUGAAACUUUCACCACUGGAACAGUCAAGGGCAUCAACUUAGACUGGGUGGCAGCUCAUCUGCUUGGACAUAUUAUGGGUCUGAAUCACUCCAGCAAUCAGGAGUCCAUCAUGUACCCCUGGUACAAAGGUUAUCUGCCGGACUAUAAGCUAAGCAGGGAUGAUAUUCAACAGAUACAGGCCCUGUUUGGCACAUCAACAACUACUGGAGAGACAAAGUUUCCAAGACUUUUAAAACAAGCUCUGAAACCACGCCCAAAAACAAGCGACGAGGAGAUAACUAAAGCUUCAAAAGCGAAAGUAAUUGAAGCCUAGUUGGUAACCAAGGCAACAAACAACGAGGCGACAGCCAAACAGAUGUUAGAAGCGUAGCCAAUCAGAACGAUUGUUUCUAAACGCCUCUUGAUUAGUUUUAGCGGGUAUCAUUUUCAGGAAGCCUUUCAUAGUCCUCAAAUAAAAGUAUUUGUUCCCUAAGUAGAUUGAUUUUUUUUUUAACUGAUCUGUAGGUCUAUGCUCUGGCUUAAUAAAUCUUACAUCCCAAACAUA
Stylophora pistillata is the source of this 1392-nucleotide messenger RNA. RefSeq names its product matrilysin. Gene Ontology annotation, biological process: proteolysis; collagen catabolic process; extracellular matrix organization. The record is from RefSeq and is a predicted model, not a curated record. Gene Ontology annotation, molecular function: zinc ion binding; metalloendopeptidase activity. Gene Ontology annotation, cellular component: extracellular matrix. NCBI's taxonomy places the organism in Eukaryota, Metazoa, Cnidaria, Anthozoa, Scleractinia, Pocilloporidae.